Sphaerulina musiva SO2202 is the source of this 2117-nucleotide messenger RNA. RefSeq names its product methylenetetrahydrofolate reductase 2. Gene Ontology annotation, biological process: tetrahydrofolate interconversion. The transcript has a single exon. Bases 48 to 2060 code for a protein of 670 amino acids. The record is from RefSeq and is a predicted model, not a curated record. Gene Ontology annotation, cellular component: cytosol. Gene Ontology annotation, molecular function: FAD binding; methylenetetrahydrofolate reductase [NAD(P)H] activity. Lineage: Eukaryota; Fungi; Ascomycota; Dothideomycetes; Mycosphaerellales; Mycosphaerellaceae.
GCUAAACACCACACCCAGCGCUCAUUCCGUGCUCGUCCACCAAGACCAUGGAUAAGAUCACCGACAAGAUCGCGGCCUUGCCGUCCGACGCCACCUACUUCUCGCUCGAGUUCUUCCCGCCGAAAACGCAACAGGGCUUUGCCAAUCUCAAUGCUCGUCUGUCGCGUAUGGCGCACUCCCUGCGCCCGCUCUUUGUGAAUGUCACUUGGGGCGCUGGCGGCAGCACUUCUGCCAAGUCUCUGGCGUUGGCAGAGGUCACGCAGCGCGAGUUGGGCUUGACGACAUGUCUGCAUUUAACAUGCACGAACAUGUCGCGGAAGCUCAUUGACGAAGCGUUGGAACAGGCAAAAGUGCUGGGGAUCAGAAACAUAUUGGCGCUGCGUGGCGAUCCGCCUAGGAGUGAUGAAUACAGGGACGAUAGUCUUCCCGAUGCGGGCGAGGAUGACAGCAACAAGGACUUCACCUGGGCUGUCGACCUGGUGCGCUACAUCCGUAAGCAGUACGGCGAUUACUUCUGCGUUGGUGUGGCAGGUUAUCCAGAAGGACACUCAGAUCAGUCCCAUCCAGAACACCAGUCUAUCGAACAUGAUCUUCCGUAUCUUGUGGAGAAGACCAAGGCCGGUGCAGAUUUUAUCAUGACACAGCUCUUUUAUGAUGUCAAUGCGUAUCAAAAGUAUGAAAAGCGCCUACGUGAGCACGAGUCGGGCAUCUUCAGGACGAUACCAAUCAUACCAGGCCUCAUGCCUGUGCAGAGCUAUCAGAUCUUUCGUCGAACAACGAAGCUCAGUCAUGCAUCACUACCGCCGGAGAUCCUCCGGCGAUUUGAGGCAGUGAAAGGUGAUGACGAGGCCGUAAAGAGAGUAGGUCUCGAUGUUCUUGGUGAGAUUUUGGACACCAUGAAGCACUCUGAAUUCCCUGGUCCUCGAGGUUUCCACUUCUACACCUUGAACCUGGAGAAGGUUGUCGCGCAGAUUCUCGAACGUAACAGUCUCAUACCUCCUAGUACGCCUACGAUAGGCGCCAACCUGGGUGAUGAGGCCACGACAUUUGACGAAGUGGACGACUUCGUCAUCAUCGCAGAGGCCAAGAAGAAGCAGCAACGCAGACGGUCAUCGAUGGCAAAUUCUGGUCCUCGCAAUCGUGUCAUCAUAUCGAGUGCACGUGAGUCCAGUACGAGUAGCAAUCGGGCUUCCUCCGUUUACGAGACAUUCGACCACGAAGCUGGGGUGCCACGAGAGGCGAUUAACAGCCGCGCCAACACUCUCGCGAUCUCUGAAGGUGAGGGUUCUCUUGGUCGAGAAGCCACCUGGGACGAAUUCCCCAACGGGCGCUGGGGAGAUGCGAGGUCGCCUGCAUAUGGACAGAUCGAUGGCUAUGGUGUGAGUCUACAUGUGAGUGUGCCCGAAGCCAGGAGACUAUGGGGCGAGCCCAAGUCAGUUGCGGAUAUUUCCAAGUCGUUCGCCCGACACCUGGGAGGCGAGAUUGACACGAUGCCUUGGUCUGAGGAAAGUCUGCAGCCGGAGACACUCACUAUCAAGAACGAACUCUUGCAGCUGAUCAACAAGGGUUGGUGGACUGUAGCUUCACAGCCAGCCGUCAAUGGAGUGCCAUCUACAGAUCCCGUCUUUGGUUGGGGCCCGAAAAAUGGCUUUGUGUUUCAGAAGCCGUUUGUGGAGUUCUUCAUUCCCAACGAUGAAUGGCAAAAGCUGCAGUCAAAAUUGUUUGAGCACCCUCAGAUCACAUACUUCGCUGGCAACGCCAAGAGCGACUUCGCCAGCAACAACGCCGAGUCUGUGAAUCCAGUCACAUGGGGCACAUUUGCUGGGAAGGAGAUCAUCACACCCACGAUGAUUGAAGCAGUAUCGUUCCGGGCAUGGUGCGAAGAGGCGUUUGGCAUUUGGAGUGAAUGGCAGAGGAUUUACAAGCCGGGCUCAGAAAGCAGUAGGCUUCUCGAACGCAUCCGCAAAGAUUAUUGGCUUGUGAGCGUGAUUCAUCAUGGGUACUUGGAGGAUGGUGCUCUGUGGAGAGAUUUACUUGAAGACGGAAGCAGCGUUGAAUAAGAGUGUCUUGAUCUACUGUAUGAGUAGGUAGUCUCGAGACACAUUUAUGCAUUCGUC